Molecule: messenger RNA, 3422 nt
Organism: Symsagittifera roscoffensis
Lineage: Eukaryota; Metazoa; Xenacoelomorpha; Acoela; Convolutidae
Product: solute carrier family 12 member 9-like
Biological process (GO): potassium ion homeostasis; chloride ion homeostasis; cell volume homeostasis
Cellular component (GO): membrane
Molecular function (GO): potassium:chloride symporter activity
Source: RefSeq, a predicted model, not a curated record
UAGAGUGAUGUAGUGAUUAAAACUUGUGAAGGUAUUGUUAUACCUGCUGAAAUUCUUGCUUCUUUUCAUUUCUCGGUGGAGAAGGAGCAAAACAGUGCCAGCAGCCUGUAACAAGACAGAUAGUGGUCGAGUAGAACUGUUUUACUUGCGACUUGUGAAUGUACUGGAUGUGUUAGUGUUGUUAUCCUUAUAAUGGGUGGCAACAUUCAAUCUACUCCAUCUACGUACGAACGAAUGACAGAUGGUACACCAGACGACACGACAACCAUGCCGUUCGAUCGCAACACUCACGUGACCGAUGACUAUGGAAAUAACGACGCUGAAAUUCCUCUGUGGGAAGGGAGCAGUGAGGAGUACAUGGACUUACGCGGGGAUCUUCUCCACCGCGGGGGAAGUGGAAGUGGGAGGACGAACAAUGGCAUUGCCUCAUUUAAUUUCCUCACCAACAGUCUGAGUCGUAAAACAGCUUCCAACUCACAAACUACCGGGUCCUCCGGAGACUCGGUCAGAACUCUGGACACUUUGUUCGGAGUGUUCAUGCCCUGUGUGUUGGCCAUGUUCAGUCUGGUCCUCUUUCUCAGAGUGGGAAUCGCCGUGGGCCAGUGUGGAAUUUAUAUCGCUUUAGUCAUUCUGUCUGUCGGGUACCUUCUGGUGCUGAUGACUAGUCUCUCCAUAUGUGCCAUCUCAACCAAUGGCGAAGUGCAGGCAGGGGGCGCCUACUUCAUGAUCAGUCGCACUUUGGGCCCUGAGUUCGGAGGGGCCCUAGGGGUGCUUCUGUUCAUCUCCCAACUACUGUCAUGUGGUACAUACUUGAUGUCCAUGACUGAGGCCAUAGUGGACUCCUUUGGAAGCGAAAGUGGAACCCUGGCGAAUUUUCUGCCAGAGAGCUAUUGGCACCAGCUGCUAUACAGCACGGCCAUGUUGGUGCUGUGUCUGACUGGCUGUGCCUUCGGGGGAGCCCUCUACGCCAAGAGCACCUUCAUCAUCUUCAUCAUUGUGAAUGCAGUGAUAGGAUGUGUCAUCGUCAACUUCUUCAUUGCAGGUGGCAUGGACGUAGCACUGCCCUCGGACAGCAGCGAAUUCUACAACCAGUCAACAGCCAGGUACACUGGAUGGCAUGACCGUACAUAUGACGAGAACAAAGGAGCCCACUACUCGGCCGACUACUCCAAUCACGACACCUAUGACUUCAUACAAGUGUUUGCAAUUGUUUUCAACGGCUGCACCGGAAUCCUAGCCGGGGCUAACCUGUCCGGGGAACUCAAAGACCCCUCCGUCUCCAUUCCUAAGGGAACUCUGUUGGCCCAAUUGUACACUUUCAUUGUAUACGCCAUUAUGUAUAUUCUAGCGGCGUUUACCUGCUCAAAAGAGUUACUCCAAAUGAACUACACGUUCCUGCAGCCUAUCAAUUUCUGGCCUCCCUUAGUCUUUAUUGGAACUAUUUUAGUUACAAUGUCUGCGGCUUUAAGCGCGAUGAUUGGCGGCUCCAGGGUAUUGUAUGCAAUUGCUAAAGAUGAAGUUUUUGGAGUUGUAUCACGGCCUUUCGCCGUGUUUUCUACGAAGAGUGGAAACCCUUAUUUAUGUGUAAUUUUCACCGCAUUUGUAGUCCAACUAGUUCUAUUUAUUGGCAAUGUUAACUUAUUGGCGCCUAUGGUCUCCAUAUUUUUCCUCAUGGUUUAUUUUUUGGUAUAUUUUUCUUGGCACAUAUCAUUUCUCGGAAUGCUCGGAUGUAUAACGAUGAUCUUUCUGAUUUCGCGUGUCUACGCGGCUGUUAAUUUACUCAUUUUGGUCGUACUUAUUGUCUUGAUCUCAAUCAUUGGGCCGUCUACUGGCUGGGGUUCGAUCAGUCAGGGCUUGAGCUUCUACGUCGUGAGGAAGUUUUUGUUACGGUUGGAUCCAAGAAAAGAUCACGUGAAGUUUUGGAGGCCUCAAGUGUUGUUGCUGGUCAAUAACCCGAAGAGCUGCGUUCCUUUGCUUUCCUUUGUGAACGACUUGAAGAAAAGUGGACUCUAUAUCAUUGGCCACGUGUUUCUCGCCAACUGGGAUGCGUUCGAAUGUGACCCUAUCCCGGAUAAGACGAAUCACUGGCUCACUCUGGUUGACUUCCUGCAGCUGAAGGCGUUUGUGGAGAUGACCAUCAGCAGUUCCAUCCGAGAUGGAGUCAUGGCCCUCGCUCGUCUCUCGGGUCUGGGUGGCAUGAAACCGAACACCGUGAUCCUCGGCUUCUACGACUUCAACCUGCCAGUUGACACCCUGAAUAAUCUGCAGAGAAACACCACUCACAUCUCAGCCGAUGCCAGAGCUAGGUUCAUGACUCGCAACACGACUACGUCCAAUUUUUCACGACGCAAGAAGUUCAAACUGCAGAACAUGUUGAACGACCUGCCCGAGGUUCGAAACGAGGACUCUCCUCGAGGUAUGUCUCUGGUGGAGUAUGUGUGCACAGUUGAAGACCUGAUUACGAUGAGCAAGAAUGUGUGUCUCACCAGGAACUUCAAUAGUCUAGACUUCUCGAAGCUACGCCAGAAGAAGAGCAAGGGAGAAGAGAUGUAUGUCGAUGUGUGGCUAGUGGAUUUUUUCCAGCCUGCCUCCAAAUUCAUUACAGAAGUGUCCUCUUUGUUCCUUCUACAGCUAGCAUGUAUACUCAUGAUGAAGGGAAUCUGGAAGAAACACUGCAAGCUGCGCGUCUUCAUCCCCUCCACAGAUGACUCCAGACAACAUAUCGUCACAGCUGUAAAAAAUCUACUCAUUCAACUUCGUAUCUCAGCAGAGGUGGCCAACUUCGAUUGGGAGAGACUGGCCAAUACGCACUUGGCACUAGGAAGCAAAGGAACGCAACAGAUGGACAGCUCAUUGUCCAUGAGCGAAGAGGAGAUGAGAAGUAGUAGCAGUCCGAAGAAAGACAAAUCGCUGCCUAUGUCCUACUUUGAGGAUUUGAAUGACGUCAUCCGACAACACUCACGUCACACCAUCGUCUCUUUCUUCUACCUACCGAAGCCAAACAUCUCCAAGGUCAGACAGCGAAUGGCAAUGCCCGCAAACACGACAGGGGAAGAACACAGCAUAGGGGUCACAGUAAGUGCUAGUGUGGACUGCUCGUCGUCUCAAUUGAAAAAGGAAGAGGUAGAAAAUGAAGUCGUGGCUAGUUGCGAGAGAUACAUGGAACCGCUAGAUGUAUUGACUCAACAUUUACCACCUUCCAUGUUAGUGCAUGGAGUGUCUGCAGUCACAUGUACUAGCUUCUAAAUGCUAGAAAGUUUUCGCCUAGAUUAUCCACUAGAGUAAUUGGAGCAGGAUGAAGACCGCUGAAAACAUUGAAGUUUCCCUACUGUUUAAUUAUUGUGCUAAUUUAUAGGCUGUUUUAUUUUGAUCCUGUAUCCCUAAAAUCCUUUAGUUUAAAUUGUGAAUAUAUUUUUAUGAUA